This is a messenger RNA of Neoarius graeffei (lesser salmon catfish), 6624 nucleotides long. RefSeq names its product tudor domain containing 6 (gene tdrd6a). The coding region runs from base 1 to 6624 and encodes 2207 amino acids. Lineage: Eukaryota; Metazoa; Chordata; Actinopteri; Siluriformes; Ariidae. The transcript is spliced from 21 exons. The record is from RefSeq and is a predicted model, not a curated record.
AUGUGUUCAAUUCCUGGGCUUCCAUCACUUGGCUCAAAUGUGACUGUGUUCAUUACCAGAGUAAAUGUGAACCCUCACUGUGUUCUGGUGGAGUUUUGGGGUAAUUUUGUUCAGGAUCAGAAACUUGCAUAUCAACAAAUGAAAAAGGAGAUUCAGUAUCCCAAAGAAGUAUUUCAUGAAGGAGAAGGCAAGCCUGGUGACCUAUGCCUUGUACGGGUCUAUGAAACAUGGUACCGAGCCCGUAUAGUGUCAAGAAAUGAGCCUUACUACAGUGUGUUUCUCAUUGAUGAAGGCAGAACACUAGGGGCCCAUAUCAGCUUUUUGGCGUGGGGCCAAACUGAUGUGUUUAACCUGCCUCCUGAAGUUGAAUUUUGCAUUCUUUCCAAUGUCCUGCCAUUGUCUACUGAAAAUAGAUGGUCAAAAGUGGCCUUGGGGUUCAUGAAAUCAUUCUGCGGUAAAGCAUUUACUGCCUGUGUUCUGGAUUUUGCUGUACCCCAGCGUGCAUUUCUACUUGAUAUUCCAUGUCUGUCUAAGCAAAUGCAUGAGAUGGGAUUUGCAAAACAGUUGUCAAAUGAAGAGUUCAAAGACUUUGUUUCAAGGUCUUUACAGUCUGAUGCUGAGUCUGUAGAGCCGUUGAGGAGUGCAUCCAAGGGAUAUGAGCCAGUUGAACAAAUCAAACAGCUGUGUUACAUGUAUCCAGAGUUACAAGCUGAAACCACGGAGACAGUGCUAGUCACAGAAGUAAACAAUCCCCUGCGUGUCUUCUGUCAGCUAAAGAUUUUCUCCCUGGAACUCAAGAAACUGACAGAGCAGAUAACGCAGCAUUAUGAAAGAACAACUGGAUUUCAUUUUGCAAGACCUGAGAACUUGGGAGCUCCUUGUGCAGCAAGAGGAACUGAUGGAAAGUGGUAUCGCUCUGUUUUGCAGCAAGUCAUUUCCACCAGUGAUGUAGCUGAGGUGCUGCAUGUGGAUUAUGGGAAGAAACAAUUUGUUCAAGUAGAUCAUGUUAGACCACUGGCCCCAGAAUUCUUCCGAAUGCCUGUUGUGACUUAUGUUUGCUCUCUCCAUGGAGUUAUUGAUCGAGGUGUUGGGUGGACGGUUUCACAGAUGGAUUAUCUGAAGUCAUUACUGCUCAACAGAACUGUCAUUGCCAAAUUUGAGUAUCAAAGCCUCUCAGAGGGUGUCCACUACGUCACACUCUACGGAAAUGAAAACGCAAAUAUAAACAAAUUAUUUGGCUCGAGAGAGAAGUGCUUAAUAGAUUCAAGAUACCUUAAAGAUUAUACCAUGCACAAGAUUGGAACAUGUCAGAGGUGCCAGAUUUCAGUUGAAGGUGAAACGCAAGAAAUGGAGGAUUUGAAAGGGAUUUUGACAGAAGAUUUGUCACUGGUUACUGACCAUGUGGCUGUUGUGCAGCAUGUUGAUAGCCCCUCAAAGUUUUGGAUCCAGACAAAUAAAUAUGCUGCCGAGUUUGACCUGCUAAUGAAUGGCCUGAGGGAGCUGUAUAGUGAUCCGACCAGAGUUAGUGGAUUGAUUAGAAAGCCAGUAGCUGGUCGUCUUUGUGUGGCCAAAGCUAAAGAUGAUGUGUUCUAUAGGGCUGCUAUUUGUGAAGUCAUUGAGACCAAAGCAGAGGUUUUCUUCCUUGAUUAUGGAAACAAAGAAUUGGUAGAUUGUAGCAACCUUCGUGAGUUGCCCCUCAGGUAUCGAAACAUACCAGCCUUGGCAAUUAAGUGUGCUCUUCAUGGCAUUCAACCCAGAAGGAAAGAAUGGGAUCUAAAUGCCACGUUAUUCUUUUCUAAAGUUGUUGCAGACAAAGUCCUUGAUGUUCGCAUACUUGCAAAGACCCAAGACACGCACCUUGUCCAGGUCAUUGAUUCCAUGUCGGAUGGAGAAAAAGACUUUUCAAAACUGCUCCUUAGUACAGGUUUUGCGGACAUGGAAGCUAUAGAUAAACCUGUGGUCACACCAUACGCUACAGUGGUACAGACUUCUGAUGCGUUCAAAGCAAGUGAUGUUUCACCGUCCUCCAGUUCACCUGCUGUAAAAGCUACUUUCAAGGAGCACUUGUUUCCAAUUGGCAGUUCAUUUGAUGUUACAGUUUCCUACAUUGAGAGUCCAAAUGACUUCUGGUGUCAGAAAGUUAAUGAUGCAAAAUUCCUGAAACUGCUAAUGCAAGAUCUCCAGAGGUACUAUGGGAGCUCUGAAUUUCAGCCUCCUUUGGAAGCUGCCUGUGUUGCUCUUCAUCCUGAAAAUAGAAUGUGGUCUCGAGCUUUGGUCAUUCAAAGGCACCAGGCUUCUCAUGUAACUGUCCUCUUUGUUGAUUUUGGGGAAACGAAGAGAAUUUCCAUUUAUGACCUUCGGCCCAUUGAUCCAGAAUUUCUUAAGCUGGAAGGACAAGCUUUUCGAUGCUGCUUGUAUAACUUGGGCAGUCCGGUCUCUCCUUCCACUUUAGUAUGGAGUCCAGAUGCUAUGUUGCAGUUUCGAGAGUUUGUGGACAAGGCAGCUUCAAUGAAUGUAGUGUUAAAAUGUACUGUAUAUGCUGUGAUGUGCAACACUCAGAAAGUGGUGUUCAAUGUAGUGGAUUUGGAGAGUCCUUUCCAAAGCAUCUGCAGCCUUCUUUUCCAGAAAGAUCUGGCUGACCAUGAAUCUAAAAUGGUAGCUCUGCCACCUUUAAGGCUGGAUACGUACUAUUACUCUUCACACAGCAUCAAAACUGGGUCUGAAGAAGGCGUAUGGAUCACCUGUGUGAAAACUGUCAACCAGUUCUUCUGUCAUUUGCAAAGAAAUUCUGUGCAGAUUGGUGAACUUGCAGAUAAAGUCAACAGCUUAUGCAGUCAGCUCCAGAGGGUUAAUUGUCCAAAACCCCCUGGGAAUGUUUGCUUUGCAAAAUAUACUGAUGGGCUGUGGUACAGAGGACAACUUAAAUCUAUAAAGCCUCCAGUUGUAGUACACUUUGUGGAUUAUGGCGAUACCCAGCAAGUUGAGAAAUCUGACCUCUUACCAGUUCCAGUUGAAGCUGCUGAAAUUGUGGCAGUACCUGUGCAAGCAAUUGAGUGUGGGCUGUCUGAUGUGCCUGAAAAAGUUUCAAGUGAAGUGAAUAACUGGUUUGAAAAUUUUGUGACAGAUCGCCAACUGAAAGCCUUGAUAGUAGCCAAAGAACCAUCUGGUAAAUUGAUUGUUGAGCUGUAUGAUGGGAAAACUCCAGUAAAUGCAAUAAUCAGAGAGAAAUUUCACAUCGAAGUUGGCAGAAACGAGCAAAUAACUGUAAAAGGACUUGAUGUCAAGGAUCAACAGCUGUCAUAUAGGGUGUCUGAAAGACGUAAAGUACCACUGUGGACUCCUGAAAAACACUGGCGAGCUCAAAGUGCAGACGCGGAAGAAAGCUCAGGAAACGUUAUUGAUGGGGACAUGAAAAAAGUCCUUGUCCCAGUAAUGUUGAAGCAACAUGAUGUUCUUCCUAGAGAAUCUCAUGGUAAAUCUGAACAUGCCAAACGGAAUGUCUUUAAACAAGCAGAGCUCCCUGUAAAAGUAGUCAAACCAGGUCUGGAAGCUGAAGUAUUCAUCUCGCAUUGCAAUAGUCCUUUGAGUUUCUUUGUCCAGUUGGUAACAGAUGAAAGUGACAUUUGGUCUCUUGUGGAAAAGUUGAAUGAUGGUCAGUCAAAGCAUGUACCUGUUAACCCUGCUGACCUCUGUGAAGGUGACUUGGUUAGUGCAGGGUACCCAGACGAUAACCGUUGGUACCGUGCCGUUAUAAGAAAAGCUCUGGUCAAUGAUGUGGCUGAUGUAGAAUUCAUUGACUUUGGAAAUACUGCUGAAGUCUCUGUCUCAAAAAUAUGCGUUCUGGACAAGACAUUUUCCCAGCCAAGGUAUAGCAUUCAUUGCUCGCUGAGUGGUGUGGUCAGUGUUGACACUGAUGCGGCCUCUAAUUUCAAAAUGGAGAUUGAAAACAAUGCUGAUGGGGUUUUGUGUAAAUUUAUCCAACAGUCCGGUUCUGUAUGGGAGGUCAAACUUGAAGUCAAUGGUGAGCUGUUGGGAUCUGCUUUCUCCAAAGAUGCAAAUGUCAUAACUGUAACAGAUGCACCCAAGAGCCCAGAUACUGACUUCAAUUUGUGUACUUAUAAGAAUUCUGAUAUAGUGACUGGACAGAUAUUUGCUGUAUAUGCCUCAGUCAUUAUUGGGCCACAGCUCUUCUGGUGUCAGUAUGCAGAGGCAGAAAAACUGCAGGAGAUUUCUGAUAUAAUCCAGAAGAUUGGUAGUAAUUUGGAAAGUGGAGCUUUGACUGUGGAAACCCUAUCAACUGGAAGUGGAUGCAUUGCCCUUUUUGAUGAGGACCAACUAUGGUAUCGUGCAAAGGUGACCUCAGUUGAAAAGGACGUGCUCUCGGUUCUGUUUGUUGACUAUGGAAAUGAAUCAAAAGUUAAAACAAGUGACAUUCGACCAUUGCCAUUUGAGGUGUCUGAUUUACCUCCUCAGGCAUUUGCCUGUCAGCUUGAUGGUUUUGAUGUGUUGGAGGGGUCCUGGGAUGAUGAGGCAGCGGAUGAGUUCUUUGAGCUAGUCAAUGACCGGCUCUUGAAGGUAACGGUUCUGAAAUUGGCCAGUUCAUGUGAUAUGGUGCCUUGUCAUUUUGUUGAGUUGGAAUGUGAGGAACGCAUCAUCAAUGAUGAAAUGAAAAAAUGUUGGACUCAGAUCAGCAAGAGGACAUCACUUGAACUAGAAAACGCACCAUCUGCAAGUUUCCCAAAUUCAACUACUGUGACUGAAACAUCCUCUCUCUGUGUAACUGAACCUGUAGUAAGACUCAAGGACCCCCUUUGUGCAGCAACGGAGUAUCUGCAGAAUGCCACUUGCAUUUCUCCCCUUGAAAUGCAGGUAGAAUGCGAUUGCACUCUGACUGAGCAUAAGGAACUAGCUGGAUCCACAGAUUUGCUGGAUAAAAGAAAUGUUGCUGUGGGUAAGAUGCUUUCUCAAGAUGAAGAUCUUGACUUGACUUCAGCAGGCAUUGAAAAACCUGAGAAUUAUGGAAAAAGGUUUAGUGUGAUGGAUACAAAUGUGAAUGCGGCUAUUUUGGGCAUUCAUUCCAGUCAACCUACGAAUGUUGUCAGAGAAUACCCGUUAGACUCCACAGACAUUAUGAGUAAAGGAGCAUCCACAGAUGAGAACCAAGUGGAAACUGUGGAAAGUGUAUCUCCAGAAGGUCAGUCUUGUGAUGAGGUCUGCGAAAACGUGUACGGAUCAGUUUCAGAACACAAGGAGAAUAAGACUCCAUCUGAUCAUGAGAUCAUUAAAUCAGACUUGGGAAAUAUAAGGAGGGCUGCAGAGAGCAGUGCAGUUGGGUCUGAAUGUGUGAUCUGGUCUCAUGUACACAAGAGUUGGUGUCGGGCACAAACGUUAAAGAUUUCUGAUGAUUCUACUUUGGCUGAAAAGGAAGUGGAGCAUGAAGCUGAAACCUGUUUUGCUCCUCAAGAUCCUUCUGGUAAGAUUAAUCAUAUUGAUUGGAUAGAUGAACGUAGCACUGGGAUGGAUCUAGUCCUCACUGAGGAACAGGUAAAUUUGGCUCAAGAAAAAAAACUGAACUCCUGUUUAGGUGACAUGGUGGCAGAAUCUGAAAAACCAGCGAUGGAAUUGGCUCCAGAACUAAAAAUAGCAGAGAAUGUAUGCAGUGUGAGGACUGUGCAGGUACGAACUGAGGAGAUGAGUUUUCCAGCAGAGGAACAGAGAGAACAUGUGACUAAGACGUGUGAGCAGGUACAUGAGCUGAUGGACUUCACACCUGCGAUACCACUGCAGAAGGACCAAGAGGUGGAUCGGGAGGCUGAAACUGAUCUGGAUACCUUCGGUGUAAUGUCAGAGAAGGUUACAAAACAAAGAGACCAGAGAAGCUCCAGACUCUGCCAACUUGACAAAAGGAGCCAAACUGAGCCUCAAGACAAAAAGCAUGAUUCCUGUUUCGAUGACUUGAUGGUAGAAUCUGAAAAACCUGUGCAAGAUGCAACUCGAGGUCCAGAUUUAGGUCUUGAUACUCCUCAGGAAAUGAGUAAAAUGUUUGUUGGAGAUGUUUCAGUUGAGCAAAAUGAACCAGCCAUGGAAAUGAAUCCAACACUCGAAUUAGUGCAAGAUUCAUGCUGUGCUGUGAAAGUACAGGUUCAACCUCUGGAAGAUACUGAGGAGACGAGUCCUCCAGGAGAGGAACAGGGAGAACAUGUGACAAAGACGUGUGAGCAGGAAGAUAAGCUGAUGGACUUCACAUCAGCGAUACCACCACAGAAGGAGAGGGAAUCUGAGGCUGAAACUGAUCUCUGUUUCAAAGAGCUGGCUGUGGAACUGGAUGCUGAUCUUGAUUUGGCUUCUGCAGUUAAAGUGAUUGAUGGUAGUGACUUUGUGAGUGAGACUGAACAGGGGUUGGAUACAUCAGACAUGAUAAAAGUCAGUAGCGUGGAGACUGAAUUUUUUGCUGCUGAUAUGGUGUCUUCUGACUUGCAGAAACCAUUGGAUGCAGAGGAGCUCAGAGCUUCAACAGUUACACAUCUGUCCCUUAGAAUUGAGGACACGUCUGAUGAUAACAUCUUUGUGAGAGUGUGGCAGGUUUCCUCAUCUGAGGCGAACGAGCCCAGUGAUAAAGAAUAG